UGCCUCCUCUCUAGGGCCAAGGCCUGGCUCAUCAGGGGUGCAAUGUGGGGACAGUUAUGUGGCCCCGGGCAGAGAGGUCCUCCUGUCUGUUGGCUGAAGGUGGAAAAACAACAGGAGGAGUAUUGAUUCAGCCUCACCUUGGCACUCCUGGCUCUGCAGCCUGUUUGUCCUGGCUGCCCAAGCUCGAAUUACGCAAGCUGGUGGGCGUGGAGUGAGCUAGCUGGUGACUGGGGGCCCUUGGGUCCAGGUAGGACAGGGCUCACACAGCCCCAAUGUGUCCCAGGAGACAGUGGAAGAUGAUCUAGCACCCCUGACCUUGGGCUGCCCACCUGUCUGGGCCACAGCAUAGAGGGAAGGGAGCCCACUCUGGUCCUCACCUCCCCAGAGCCCUUCCCAGUGAGGGUCACCCACUCCUUACCCCCAGGGGCUGUGCAGUUACCUCGCUGUGGCUGGGCUGGCUUUGCUAAACCAAGAAAGCCCAGGGAGUUGUGUGGGGUGCCUCAUAUUUGAGGGGUGAGGAAAUGAAAAGCCAACAUUUUCUUCCUUUACAAAAUAUACCCAGGUAGUUUGGAGACUAUACAAAGACACGGAGAAAUUACUCGUAAUUCUGAGCACCCCAAGAGAACCAUUGUUAACAUUUUCGCAUGUGUCCUUCCAGAUUUUGUUUUGUGGCUGUGUAUAAAUACACAUGUAUAAAUAGUUCUUUAAAAACAAAAUCGGAUUGUGUGUACAUCCUGCAGUAUAAACCUAUCUUUUCUACCUCUUUUCCCCCUUAAUUGUCCCUGAGUCUGAGUGACUCAGCCUUGGUAGACUCUGCGCCCAUCUUGUGUCUACCUGUAUGUGGGGUCCAUCUUUCCAUCAGUCCAGUUGACCUUGAGGGGCUGGGUUUCUUGGGGAGGCUCAUUCUCACCCCCUCCAGUUGCCCUUUGUGGUCUGCGUUGAGCUAGGAAGGGCUGGGAAGGGCAACUCUAGUGUGGGGCAGGUCCAGACCGACCCUCUGCUUCUCCCUUUUCUUCUCAGAGCCCCCAGGACAGCCUUCAUCCGCUCAGUUCAGCCCAGCCCGUCAUGGACCCAUACCCCCACCAGCCAACCACAGGCCAUAGGCAGUGAGCAGGCACUUGGGGGCCGAGGCCCUGUGACCAGGCCCAGGGGACAGGAGCUCCAGGGUCCCAGCCACCUGCCCCUGAUGGAGUUGAGGCCCUGGUUGCUAUGGGUAGUAGCAGCAGCAGGAGCCUUGGUCCUGCUGGCAGCUGAUGCCCAUGGCCAGGAGGUCUUCACCAACACAUGGGCUGUGCACAUCCCCGAAGGCCUGGCCGUGGCUGACAGUCUGGCACGCAAGCAUGGCUUCCUCAACCUGGGCCAGAUUGUUGGUGACUAUUACCACUUCUGGCAUCGAGCAGUGACAAAGCGGUCCCUGUCGCCUCACCGCCUGCGGCACAGCCGGCUGCAGAGGGAGCCUCAAGUCCGAUGGCUGGAGCAGCAGGUGGCAAAGCGGAGGACCAAAAGGGAUGUGUACCUGGAGCCCACGGACCCCAAGUUUCCCCAGCAGUGGUACCUGUCUGGCAUCCCCCAGCGGGACCUGAACGUGAAGGAGGCCUGGGCACAGGGCUACACGGGGCACGGCAUUGUGGUCUCCAUCCUGGACGACGGCAUUGAGAAGAACCACCCGGACCUGGCAGGCAAUUAUGACCCUGGAGCCAGCUUCGAUGUAAACGACCAGGACCCUGACCCCCAGCCGCGGUACACACAGAUGAAUGACAACCGGCAUGGCACCCGGUGUGCUGGUGAGGUGGCCGCAGUGGCCAACAACGGUGUCUGCGGUGUAGGUGUGGCCUUCAAUGCCCGCAUUGGAGGGGUACGCAUGCUGGAUGGCGAGGUGACUGAUGCGGUGGAGGCACGCUCACUGGGCCUGAACCCCAACCACAUCCACAUCUACAGCGCCAGCUGGGGCCCUGAGGAUGACGGCAAGACAGUGGAUGGGCCGGCCCGCCUCGCUGAGGAGGCCUUCAGCCGGGGGGUCAACCAGGGCCGCCAGGGACUGGGCUCCAUCUUUGUCUGGGCCUCGGGGAACGGGGGCCGGGAACACGACAGCUGCAACUGCGACGGCUACACCAACAGCAUCUACACGCUGUCCAUCAGCAGCGCCACCCAGUUCGGCAACGUGCCCUGGUACAGCGAGGCCUGCUCGUCCACGCUGGCCACCACCUACAGCAGCGGCAACCAGAACGAGAAGCAGAUCGUAACCACUGACUUGCGGCAGAAGUGCACAGAGUCGCACACAGGCACCUCAGCCUCAGCCCCCUUGGCAGCUGGCAUCAUCGCUCUCACCCUGGAGGCCAAUAAGAACCUCACCUGGAGAGACAUGCAGCACCUGGUGGUACAGACCUCAAAGCCGGCCCACCUCAGUGCUGACGAUUGGGCCACCAACGGGGUGGGCCGGAGAGUGAGCCACUCCUAUGGCUAUGGGCUACUGGACGCAGGCGCCAUGGUGGCCCUGGCCCAGAACUGGACGACCGUGGCCCCCCAGAGGAAGUGCAUCAUCGACAUCCUCACAGAACCCAAGGACAUCGGGAAGCGGCUCGAAGUGCGGAAGACUGUGACCGCGUGCCUCGGGGAGCCCAACCACAUCACCCGGCUGGAGCACGCUCAGGCCAGGCUCACCCUGUCCUAUAAUCGCCGUGGCGAUCUGGCCAUCCACUUGGUCAGCCCCAUGGGCACCCGCUCCACCCUGCUGGCUGCCAGGCCACACGACUACUCCGCAGAUGGAUUUAAUGACUGGGCCUUCAUGACGACCCACGCCUGGGAUGAGAACCCCGCUGGCGAGUGGGUCCUGGAGAUCGAAAACACCAGUGAAGCCAACAACUAUGGGACGCUGACCAAGUUUCUCCUUGUGCUGUAUGGCACAGCCCCGGAGGGGCUGCCCGCACCCCCCGAGAGCAGCGGCUGCAAGACCCUCACGUCCAGCCAGGCCUGUGUGGUGUGUGAAGAAGGCUUCUCUCUGCACCAGAAGAGCUGCGUCCAGCACUGCCCACCAGGCUUCACUCCCCACGUCCUCAACACGCACUAUAGCACAGAGAACGACGUGGAAACCAUCCGAGCCAGCGUCUGCACCCCCUGCCACAACUCAUGUGCCACAUGCCAGGGGCUGGCCCCCACAGACUGCCUCAGCUGCCCCAGCCACGCCUCCCUGGACCCUGUGACACAAACAUGCUCCCGGCAAAGCCAGAGCAGCCGGGAGUCCCCGGCGCAGCAGCUGCCCCCACCCUCCCCGGAGGUGGAGACGGAGCCCCAGCGGGCGGGCCUGCUGCCCUCCCACCUGCCCGAGGUGGUGGCCGGCCUCAGCUGCGCCUUCAUUGUGCUGGUCUUCGUCACUGUCUUCCUGGUCCUGCAGCUGCGCUCUGGCUUAAGCUUCCGUGGGGUGAAGGUGUACACCAUGGACCGGGGCCUCAUCUCCUACAAGGGGCUACCGCCCGAAGCCUGGCAGGAGGAGUGCCCAUCGGACUCAGAGGAGGACGAGGGCCGGGGCGAGAGGACUGCCUUCAUCAAAGACCAGAGCGUCCUUUGACGAGCGCCCACUGCCCAUCCCGCAAGCCGACCCCCUUCUUGGGCACUUUUUAAUUCACCAAAGUAUUUUUUUAUCUUGGGACUGGGCUUGGGACCCCCAGGUGGGAGGCAAGUGGGGGGGCAGACUGCUUCACACAACACUUGGCUGUCUGCAGUGGGGUCCCAGGACUUGGGGGGUGGGGGUGGCGGGAGCAGCCUCUUGCCCACCCUCAGCAGCCCUGGUGUGGAGAAUGGCAUGAAAGCUGAGGGGCAGCUUUCCAAGGCCCAGGCCAGCAGGCGAUCCUGUGGAGUGAAGAGGCAUGGCCCUUUUCUCUGGGGUGCCCGGCCCCGGCCGCAGCCCGGGCUGUGCUCCUCCGAAGCAAUAAUGGUCCUCAUCUUGGCAACAGGGAGGUGGGCCUACGGGGUACGAGAAGAAGGAGGAGGUCAUGUCUCCAAGGGCUUUGCAUCCCAACCCAUUCCCCUGUGUGAUGAGCCUCCAGCAGAAGUGUUUAUCAUAGGAAGGGACCAUGGCAAGCAGGUGCUGCCAACGUGUGCACGGGCGCCUGUGCCCUGCCGCACUGAUGCCUCCACAGCUGGCCAGCCAGGCUGAGCAGGGUUGGCCAGCCCAGGCUGGCACUCCAGCCGAGCCCCCCUCCCACCUUCGCCUCCAGCCAGGGCCCAAGUCCCUGUUUUCUGAGCCCGGGGCUGCCUGGGCUGUUGGCACUCACAGUCCUGGAGCCCCUGGGUGGGUGGUGGGGAGGGACAGCGGCCUAGGAGGGUCGUCCCCCCCACCUUCCACCCAAUGCUGCUUUCCCCUGUGGGGAUCUCAGGGGCUGUUUGAGGAUAUAUUUUCACUCUGUGAUGAUUUCACUUAAAGAUGCUGAUUUUUUGGGGGGGUAUUUUUUAUUGGGGGGUAGCUGCUGGACCACCCACUUUCCCACACCUACUGCCCCCCUGCUCUUCCCCAGGCUGCCCCAGCCUGCGGUAUCGGGCUGCAGCGUCUUGCUGAGGUAGCUGAGCCCCGAGACCGGAAACGACAGGCUGACUGCGUGGGCCCUAGGAAAGGGUUACUGCGGGUGAGGGGGGGCGGAGGGGGGGCAGGCUGUCAUCUGUGUUUCACAUGGGGCUCACCGUGCCAAGGGCUCAUGGGUCAUUGGUUCUAGUACCAGGGGUGGCUGGGCGGUGGCACUGCACCCCCCUGACACUGUGCCCUGGAAGAAAGCAUUGACCUGUCAUGCCCCCCACACUCUCCUCUUUGACGUGCCUUUUGCACCCCUCCCAUUAGGACAAUCAGUCCCCUCCCAUCUGGGAGCUCCCUUUUCUCUCCCAUUGCCCCUCCUGGCACCCAGCCACCUGCCCAGGGGUGCUCCUUCUCCCACCCUCCACUGUCCCCUGUGGCCAGCCCAGCUGGUUUUGUAAGAUACUGGGUUGGUGCACAGUGAUUUUUUUUCUUGUAAUUUAAACAGGCCCAGCAUUGUUGGAUUCUAUUUAAUGGACACGAGAUAAUGUUAGAGGUUUUAAAGUGAUUAAAUGUGCAGACUAUGCAAACCAG
Messenger RNA from Echinops telfairi (small Madagascar hedgehog), 5095 nucleotides. It is a transcript of the gene FURIN, whose product is annotated as furin, paired basic amino acid cleaving enzyme. The record is from RefSeq and is a predicted model, not a curated record. Gene Ontology annotation, cellular component: Golgi membrane; trans-Golgi network. NCBI's taxonomy places the organism in Eukaryota, Metazoa, Chordata, Mammalia, Afrosoricida, Tenrecidae. The coding region runs from base 1187 to 3565 and encodes 792 amino acids. Gene Ontology annotation, biological process: peptide hormone processing. The transcript has 15 exons. Gene Ontology annotation, molecular function: serine-type endopeptidase activity.